AUGGACUCUUUCGCCAUUACGGAGGGCAUUAUUCCCCAGUCCGAGAAACAAGAUGCCCAAGCUCCCGAGUCUGGGCUAGGUCCAGCUCUACCUGAGGGAGCCAACAAGUUUCAGCGCGCCAUUGCAGCUUGGAGAGGUAUCGACUUGUCCAAUACCCUUGCGAAACUAGACAGCACCGCUUCCGAUAUAGUUGCCGAACAACGAGACGCACUGGUACAAAGGAAGGAUCUUGCGCAAAAGACCAAGGAUUUCCGGAAGCUCGACGAUGCUUCCAAGUUGGCGGAAUACAAGGGUCUUUUGAAAGCCUAUCAAGGAUUCAUCGACCUCUUAACAAACCAGGGGAAGUCUUCUUCGUCUGCGUUCCUCCAGUUAUACUCGUCCUUGUCCGAGGCACCAGAUCCGUAUCCUCUUCUCGAAGCCUCAAUCGACUCGCUCGUCGUCGCCGAAGAAACGGUUCCUAAAUUGACUUCUGAACGUGAUCAGCUGCAGAGCUCAGUGGACCGCCUUACUUCACAGUUGGAAGACACGGAACGACGGCUUGAAGAAGAGCGAGCUGCAAGGAAGAAGUUGGAGGAUAACCAAGACGCAAAGAUCAAAGAGAUUGAAACAUCAUGGUCGGCAGUUCUGACCGAGAAGACGAACAAUUGGACAUCUAAGGAAAAGAGCUUGGAGGAGAAGGUAGAGAACCAGGAACGUUUGAUUAAAGAGCUCAAGGCGAGCUAUGAGGUCUCGCAGCGCCUAGGCCAAACUGAUGAAAGCGGCAACCACCCCCAGGGAGGCGCAACCGCUGCCGAACUGGAGUUGGUGUCCAGCGAAUUGGAAAAGACUAGCCUGAGGUUGGCAGAGAUGGAGGGACGGAAUGAGCAGUUGAGGCUUGAGCUGGCUCAAGCUGUUUCUCAUUCCAAGGAGGAGCGGACAACGUCUAUCGACGACGAUCCUGGAUAUCUCCGCCUCCAGUCUGAGAAUUCUUCGCUGUUACGAAAACUCGAUGCUGCGCGAUUUGACCGAGAGUCUGAACGGCACACUUGGGAGGCCAAACUUUUGCAGUCUGAGAGGCAGUUCUCCAAAGUCAACGCUGAAAAGGAAGAGCUGAAGACAAGGCUGGAGAAGGUGGCGGAUUACGAAGACAUCCGUCGCGAGCUGGAGAUGAUCAAGUCUAUUGAAUUCUCAGCUGGUGACGACGAGGAGGCCGGUGAUCUCAAUGAUGGUACCAAUGGCACUGUAGACAAGGCUAAAGAGGGCGGUAAAAAUGGCUCCCUGGAACAGCUACUGUUAGCGAGAAACAAGAAGCUCACCGAUGAGCUUACUGUUCUGCGGGUAUCGCACCGUGAUCUACAAGGCCAGCUUGAGACUCUCCGCGAGGAUCUUUCUACCACUAAAGAGGAAUUGGAGAAAUCGCAAAACCUCUCUACCACUCUAGAGAAUGAUCUUCUCCGCCUGCAACAGGAGGCGGCGAAUGCCUUCCCAUCCUCGGCGAUGUCAGUGGCCGGCACAUAUGUUUCAAAAUACCCCCAUUCUUCACGAAGAGGCGUAUCACCAACAUCAUCAAUCAUCUCCGGCUUCGAUCAAUCGGCCGCAUCUAACAAUACGAUGGACGCCAUCCGCGCUGGGGAAGCGGUUGGUGGAGGAUCCGGUCUUUUGCCCAUGAUACAAGCGCAGCGCGACCGGUUUAAGAAGAAGAACACUGAACUGGAAGAAGAACUAUCCAAGCUCUAUAGCACAGUCAAAUCUCUCAGACAAGAAGUCGCAUCUCUGCAAAAGGACAAUCUCAACCUUUACGAGAAAACGAGUGCGUCUUCUAUCCAUACAUCCGCCGAUACUCCCUCAGGUUUGUCUAUCGAUCGCUAUCAGUCCGCGUACGAAGCUCAAAUAUCCCCGUUCGCUGCCUUCCGGGGGCGCGAAUCCACUCGCGCAUACAAACGGAUGAGCCUGCCGGAACGGGUAGUAUUCUCGCUGACACGCAUCAUCCUUGCAAACCGUACUAGCCGGAACCUCUUUGCAGGGUACUGCUUCGCCCUACACAUUCUUCUAUUCAUCAUGUUGUAUAUGAUGAGUACAAUGGAGAUUGAAAGUCAUAGCGCAGCAAGCCUCGGUGCAGCAGCGGGGGCUGCAAUGAAUGCAGCAGGCAAUGGUAAUGCAUAUAGCGGGCAGCUCGAUGGCGACGACUGGCAGCAGGAGGGAUUCAAUCACGCUGGGUAG
Messenger RNA from Aspergillus nidulans FGSC A4, 2199 nucleotides. Its product is annotated as CCAAT displacement transcription factor COY1. NCBI's taxonomy places the organism in Eukaryota, Fungi, Ascomycota, Eurotiomycetes, Eurotiales, Aspergillaceae. The record is from RefSeq and is a predicted model, not a curated record. Gene Ontology annotation, cellular component: Golgi membrane. Gene Ontology annotation, biological process: intra-Golgi vesicle-mediated transport. The transcript has 5 exons. Bases 1 to 2199 code for a protein of 732 amino acids.